AACGACACGAACUGUCCUGAAAGAAAAGAGAGAGCAGACGCAAACCGCAGGAGCUAAGAACAAACGUACGCUAAGUCAUGUGACUUACUCACUACCAACUGUACAUUAAUGUCGUGAUACAUUUUUUUACAACCUAUAAUUUUCAGUCUGUUGCUUAUUUAAUGUCACGUUUUUUUUUUUUAACUGUACGUUUAAUAAGACAGGGGGCGUAUCCGAAAGGUCUUUUCUGCUCACGUGAUACAUGACUGUCCAAUUACGCAAAAGGCCACGCCUUUCAAACCGAAACUCAGCUCUACACUCAUCUACGUCCAGAUGAGUCCGCACGUUUAAUCUUUUUAUUAUCGAAAUAUUAUAAGUUAAUAUUUACACGUUUACCACAUGGAUACAGCCUCGCUCGACGACGGCUGUUUGGGAUACGAGGUUAUUCUCAGGGAUGACGACACAUCAACGCCACGAUGCCCACAUGGACCGACUUUGUUAUUUGAAAAAGUUGGGAAACAAGGCGAGGAAGGAAAAAGGUUUUACGCGUGCUCGGCUUGCAGAGACCGAAAAGACUGCAACUUUUUCCAGCGGGAGGACGAAAAGGUGUCGGAAACCCGAAAGUUGGCCAGGGAGGUGGAGAACAAAAGGGGGAGGCCCCCAUUCAGCCAGCAGCAAUACAGCGCAAGGUUACACCAGUUUGUCUCCCUUCCACCUGAUGAAAAGACGUUCUGUCAAGAUUGCCAGCUCCUCCUCCUCGCGAAGGAGACGGGUACGCACGCCGCCCAUGCGUGCAUCCCCGUGACAGCCACCCAGUUGCGGCAGCCCAGCAGGUUACUGCUUCCCUUGGACAACAAAAAGAGCAAUGCACAGUAUCUGUUUACUGAGCGCACCACCCGCUUUCUGCUGGGCACCCUGGUUGCCCAGGGUUUCAACAAGGUGUUGUGCGUAGGCACGCCCAGACUCCACGAGCUGAUUAAAUCGGAAUACCCGCGUGGGAAGGCGAACCCAAUAAAAAGCCUUUUGCUGGACAUCGACUUCAGAUACGCCCAGUUCUACGGCCAAGAUGAGUUUUGCCAUUACAAUAUGUUCAACCAUCACUUCUUUGAUAGUGAGGCCUCAAGCGCAGUGAUCCAGGCCUUUCUCAGAGAGUCAAAAGGAGAGAAGGUGGUGAUGGUGGCUGACCCCCCGUUCGGGGGUCUGGUGAAACCGCUGGCCAACAGCUUCUCUCGGAUCUCGCAGGCAUGGGCGAAUCAGCAAAACUCUGACCGCAGUUGUGUUGACAUGCCCAUGAUAUGGAUCUUUCCGUAUUUCUUUGAACCUCGUAUUCUCGGCUGCUUCCCUUCGUUCACUAUGCUGGACUACCAGGUGGACUACGACAACCAUUCCCUGUACAAGCACGGGAAGACAGGAAGGAAGCAGUCCCCAGUUCGACUGUUCACCAACAUCACUCCUGCUAAAAUUGUCCUACCCCUGGAGGAGGGUUACAAAUUUUGCACCAUUUGCGAGCGAUACGUGUGGUCCCUCAACAAGCACUGUACCAAAUGCAACGUCUGCCCAUCCAAGGAUGGUCGGCUGUGGAAACACUGCUCUGUAUGUGAGCGAUGUGUGAAACCAUCAUGGCAACACUGUCAAUCAUGUGGCCGCUGUGCCCUUCCGGACCACCCGUGUGACCAAAGCCAAGGUGAGGUGGGUUGUUACAACUGUGCAAGCCUGGGGCACAAACGGAAAGCUUGUCCUCGAAAACACGUCAGCAGUCAUGGGUCCACUUCCAAGAGAAGACGAAUCAUCAAGACCAAACGGCAAAAAGAAAAGAAAAAAAAGAAAACAUUUAAUUAGGAAUAAAAAAGAUAUGGAGAAAAAAAA
This is a messenger RNA of Syngnathus typhle (broad-nosed pipefish), 1845 nucleotides long. It is a transcript of the gene zcchc4, whose product is annotated as zinc finger, CCHC domain containing 4. Gene Ontology annotation, biological process: rRNA methylation. Gene Ontology annotation, molecular function: nucleic acid binding; zinc ion binding; rRNA (adenine-N6-)-methyltransferase activity. Gene Ontology annotation, cellular component: nucleolus; cytoplasm. Bases 379 to 1818 code for a protein of 479 amino acids. Lineage: Eukaryota; Metazoa; Chordata; Actinopteri; Syngnathiformes; Syngnathidae. The record is from RefSeq and is a predicted model, not a curated record. The transcript has 13 exons.